CACCCGCACCAGUGAAAGGCGUGUCCGCACCAGCCAACUGGAGCACACGUAUUAUUUUAAAAUAUAAAGUAUGGGAACGCCUCCGGCGACAGGCGCAAAAAUAUAAUCCCGGGUGUGAGGGAAGCUGCGGCUGGAGCGAGUGCGGUGAUCGUCCCGGCGGAUUAAGGAGCUGCUGCUGCCGCCGCCGACCGUUGUGUCCUCCGUGGCCUGGCGCCGGUCGACAGGUGGAGGAGGAGGCAAGAGAGGAGCCGCCGCCACCGACACCGACACCGCCACCGCAUUGUCCCACAGGCCGCCGGCACCGAGCAAAGGACGCGGCCUCCCUCCCUCCCUCCCUCCCACCACCACUAGGGCCGCAGACUGAAGCGGGAUCUCGCCUGGGUUCCCCACCGCCUCCCCGGCGCAGAUGACUCGUAGAUUCAGGUCAAGUUUCUCUUCCUUUUGUGAGAGGACUCCUGGCUUUCACUUCGAUCGAUGAGCGUUGAGAAAGGGGGGCUAGGGAUUACGCUGGAUUUAUCACUAGAGCAUCCGGUCUGUGGCUGCCCGACUUCCCUCGGAAGAUUAAACAUGCGAUCCAUCGCCGGCUUGGAGUCCAAUCGCCGGUGAGGACAUUGUACAAGGAAAAUUCUCGGAGAAAGUUUCCCGUUGAUAUCUUCAACCCAGUAGUUUCUCCCCUGCGAUCACUGGAAUAGUUCAUUUGUUCAUUAUUUAUUUGAUUGAUUGACUGGGACUGACUGGCCUUGCCAUGAAUAACCUGUCUCUGAGUGAGCUGUGCUGCCUCUUCUGUUGUCCGCCCUGCCCGGGUCGCAUCGCCUCCAAACUCGCUUUCCUGCCGCCGGAGCCCACUUACGCUCUGCUGCCCGACGAGUCCGGGGGCCACUGGAGCCUGCACCUGUCCGAGCGAGCCGACUGGCAGUACUCGCAGCGGGAGAAGGACUCCAUCGAGGCCUUUAUGACCAGGACGAGCCGGGGCAACCGCAUUGGUUGUAUGUUUAUCCGUUGUUCCCCCAGCGCCAAAUUCACGCUGCUCUUCUCGCAUGGUAAUGCCGUGGAUCUGGGCCAGAUGAGCAGCUUCUACAUCGGUCUGGGCUCCAGAAUCAACUGCAACGUCUUCUCCUACGACUACUCGGGUUACGGGGCCAGCUCUGGGAAGCCUUCUGAGAAAAACCUCUAUGCAGACGUAGACGCGGCUUGGCAGGCCCUCAGGACCAGGUAUGGAAUUCGUCCAGAGAAUGUGAUCUUGUAUGGUCAGAGUAUAGGCACGGUACCCACAGUUGACCUAGCUGCUCAGUAUGAAUGUGCUGCAGUUAUCCUCCAUUCACCCUUGAUGUCUGGAAUGCGUGUAGCCUUCCCUGAUACAAAGAAGACCUACUGCUUUGAUGCAUUCCCGAACAUCGACAAGAUUUCUAAAAUAGCCUCCCCGGUACUGAUCAUCCACGGAACUGAAGAUGAAGUAAUCGAUUUCUCCCAUGGGUUGGCAUUGUACGAGCAAUGCCAAAGGCCAGUGGAACCGCUGUGGGUCGAAGGAGCCGGUCACAAUGACGUUGAGCUCUACGGACAGUACCUUGAAAGACUGAAGCAGUUUGUUUCUCAAGAACUGACAAGUUCCUAGAUGAAAGUUUAAUAUGCAAGGGCAUUAUAUUUUGUUUGUUUUUAGUUAGAAAAUGCUUUCCAUAUUUUCAUUUAUCACCAUUACAUGUGCAAUCUGAUGUAACUGCUGAGAAAACCUUGAAGGGUUUUGUUUGCAAAAUCAUGUGAUGCCCAUGAGGUUCUAAAGAUUUGCAAACAUAACAUUGAUAAUUAAUGCCAAUAUUUAAAAUAAAACUGGAGUACAGAGUCAGUUUGACAAAUUGUUUUAGGGAUACCCAAAGUGAGAAAGUUACCAUAUUUUCCCCUCGUUCUACUGUUUGGAUAUAUUGCUGAUGUAUUGGAUGAAAUGUUUCUUUUGUUGUCAUGCACACAUUUAAUCUUUGCUUUGUAUGUUUUGCCAAAUGGGUUAGCAUAUCAAUAAGAAAGUGAAAUUGCUUCAUUGGGCCUUGGAUGCAUCUUUGUGAAUCCACUAGAUGUUCCUCAUAACCAGAAAUACUGUGUGUGCUGGGUAUCUGAACAGAAACAAAAAGUUUGGAAACAAUAUGCAGGUCAGGCAGCAUCUGUGGAGAGAAUGAAAUUAGUGACCUGUCAGAGCUGUUUUUUAACCCUGCAAUGUAAAAUACUUAAUCAAUUCAAGAUGUGAAUUGACCUUUGUUACAAAUUUGUUCAAUGCUUUAAUCGUGUUCUCGGUGGCAAGUUUUUGUGGGAAGUAGUCUGAUAGGGUGUGGGGUGCCUGGGUUCUGCCUCCUGCUAGCAAGAUUGGAAAAAAAACAAGCACAAAGUUUGUGCCAUUGCAUGGCAUUGAGCAAGUCUGGAUCAAUCAAAUGUUACCCUCAGCUUUUUUUGAAAAACUGACGUUAAAAUAUUGUUUAAAAUUUUUUAUCAUUUCUUUUAUAAAUUUGAGUGCACAGAUUUAUAUUUUUUAUUUGGUUGUGCAUUUUCACAGACCAUGGUUACUCAAGUCCUGAGGGUUUUGGUUUUGCUGAUAGUUAUGACAAACUCCAGUUUCAGAUUACACAUCAUGUACUUUUUCUAAAUGCAAGGGAGAUGGGAAGUCUUCCCUUGUUAAACCUGUGUGUUGAAGGAAUUUUUCAUUUUGUGUUAGCACAUAAAAGACGUCAACUGAGCAUUUAUUUUUUAUGGGGGUAGGGAAUUUUAGGCUGCGGGAGUGAGGAGUGGGAUCAGCCACUAGCCUAAUUAUGUAGGGAAUAGUUUUAAAGGAAAAUAACCACCACACUACAAUACUGUUUUUAGGUGUAGUUCCCAUCAGAAAAAAUAACUUAUGCAACACUAACCACUGUAGGUAAUGCAGAGUGAAUGCAUUUACAAGAGCAAUGCAAAAGUUGGUUUCUUUAAGGGACGAAAAGCAUUUUUAAAAUUAAUGGUACUCAAGUAGCCUUACAGAUUUUUUUUUUAAUGUGAAUGUGUAAAUGCUUGAAAUUCUCUGAAUUUAUAUGCUUGUGUAUGAUCCCGUGUUUCUGUAUAUUAUGACAAAAAUGCUACUUAGUGGUCAACUGUGUAUAUUGCCUGUGAAUUAAAUGUACAAGUCCAAUUUAUACAUUCACUGUCAAAUAAGGAGUGGCAAGCAGGCAUUGCCAGCAUAAAUGCAAUACCUUUGUUCUAGUUGCUUUAUAUUCAUAGAUCAGUACUUCAGGUGCCAACCUUUGCUGGGAACUCAUUUUUAAAGAACAAAAUUUGAAAAUUGGCCAGAAUGGUAUCUUUCAGAUAAGACUUGUAAACUGUAAUUGACAUCCAUCUGUAUUCCUUUACCUUGCCUUGUUGCUUACUCAUUUCCUGAAAAUAAAUGCAGUAUUUGUUCUUUAAACUGCUCCCUCCACACACUAGUCCCACCCCAUUCCUGCAAUGUGUAGGGAGGCAUGGGAUUACCUUCUUUGGUUUCCCAGUGUAUUUUCUGAUCGUCUGUGUUAGUCCUCCACUAACUACUGGAUAACGUACCUGCGAUAAAACAGUAUUUGGUCCUUUCUAACAAGUUUGGAAGAGAAGCAUUUGAUCUCCUCUUUUGCAAAUCGCAUUUUGCAGGAUCUAGCAUUUCCUGACCUGUCCAAAUAACAGCAGAAUACCCCAAUGAAUAUACUGUGGGGGGAGGAUUAGCAUUACUGAUUGGCCUGUUAUCCCUCAAAUUUAAAAACAAAAAGGAAAAGUUCUCCAUUGUGCUCAGCCUGCAGAGGUUGGGAGUACCCAUGAUCCACUCAACACACUGGGGGGCUAUCUUUUGAGGCUUAUAAAUUUAAUUAGAUGGAUUGCAAUUACCAUCCUCCAGUUUUUGCUUUCCAAGAUUCAAUUAAGAAGCAACAGAAGUUAAAGAGAAACAAUGGCUCAGGUGGGCAAAUAACGACCAGCUGGGAUGUAGCAAGUGCACAUGACCAGCCUGAACAGAGGGGUGCCAUAUAAUUAAAACACUGCAAAAUCUUGUGAAAUCUGUAUUUCAUGUAAACACUGUUUAAAUGUGAGUUAAUGAAGUGGCCUGAGGCAAGAUGAAACUUUCUAGUACUUUUUAUCAUCCUGACUACUGAGCAAAUUGAAACUGCCUGUACCUGUUCUGUGUUUUGCUUAUUUUCCGUUCUACCUGAUGCAGGCAGGUUGGUAUUUUUAUUAUUAUAGUUGAAUUAAACUUUGAUUUAAAACAUGCAA
Messenger RNA from Leucoraja erinaceus (little skate), 4242 nucleotides. It is a transcript of the gene abhd17b, whose product is annotated as abhydrolase domain containing 17B, depalmitoylase. Gene Ontology annotation, cellular component: endosome membrane; plasma membrane. Lineage: Eukaryota; Metazoa; Chordata; Chondrichthyes; Rajiformes; Rajidae. Gene Ontology annotation, biological process: protein depalmitoylation. The transcript is spliced from 3 exons. Gene Ontology annotation, molecular function: palmitoyl-(protein) hydrolase activity. The coding region runs from base 746 to 1612 and encodes 288 amino acids. The record is from RefSeq and is a predicted model, not a curated record.